This is a messenger RNA of Tachysurus vachellii, 1292 nucleotides long. RefSeq names its product phosducin b (gene pdcb). The coding region runs from base 126 to 833 and encodes 235 amino acids. Gene Ontology annotation, biological process: regulation of G protein-coupled receptor signaling pathway. The record is from RefSeq and is a predicted model, not a curated record. NCBI's taxonomy places the organism in Eukaryota, Metazoa, Chordata, Actinopteri, Siluriformes, Bagridae. The transcript has 5 exons.
CUUAAGCAGCCUAAAACACACCACAGCAGUAGCUUGACCACGUAACAGUCCAGUUAUUGUCAAGCAACCAGACACAAAAAGUGGUGGAAAAAGACUUCAGAUUUCAAAAAGCUGACAACAGCAACAUGUCUGACAGAGGACUAGUGGAGGAGGACGUAACUGUGAGUCACACAGGACCAAAGGGAGUAAUUAAUGACUGGCGGAAGUUUAAGCUGGAGAGUAUGGAUCAGGAGGCCUUACCUCCCAACAAGAGGGAGCUUCUGAAGCAGAUGUCAUCUCCACACAAACCUAAGGAGGAGUCCCUGUGUACAUCUACUCAAAAGAUAAGCAUUCAGGAGUAUGAGCUGCUGAAGGAGGAUAAUGAGCAGUGUCUACGCAAGUACCGUAAGCAAUGCAUGCAGGAAAUGCAUGAGCGCCUCAGCUUUGGGCCCAGGUUCAACGGUGUGCAUGAAUUGGACAGUGGUGAGGCAUUUCUUGAGGUAAUUGAGAAGGAGCACCGGCUCACUGUAGUGGUGGUGCACAUCUACAAAGUUGGUGUCAAGGGCUGUGAGGUAUUGGACAGGUGCCUGGACUGCCUAGCUGCUGAGUAUCCCAGCGUCAAGUUCUGCCGCAUCAGCGCAGCUGUCUCUGGUGCACGUGAACACUUCUCUGACAAUGUUCUACCAGCUGUGUUGGUUUACAAGGCUGGAGAGAUGCUGGGAAACUUCUUAGCUAUCACACAGCACUUCACUGAUGAGUUCUUUGCCACAGACGUGGAGGCCUUCCUCGCUGAAUAUGGACUGCUGCCAGAAAAAGAGUUGAGGUCAGGUGGAGAUAAUGCAGAUGUGGAGUGAGUGAGGAAGGGAUGGGAUGGAAAUAAUUCAAUAAAUUUGCAGGUUAAUAAAUCUGAAAGCAAUAUCAAAAUCUGAAAAUGUCUGGUUAAACAGAGCCCAACAUUGUUGUCUCAUAUUUAGCCAAUUGUUUUGCCAGUUAUUUCCUCCUUAUUAUAAUUAUUAUUGGACUGAUUAAAAUAUUCAUGUAUUGUUUAUACUGUAAAAAUGCAUAGAUAGCAUCCGCAGUCUAACUUCCACUUUGGUAUCUUUAUGAUUACAAUAGUAUCAAUAUCCUAACUGCAAAUUGUCCUAUAAAUAAAUUGGAUACAAAGCUAUAUUUUUCAGAUAUAAAUUGGAAUAGAAAAGAAAAACCCAGUGUCAUCUUCAUAGGACAUAAGAUAUAAAUCAAACCAGUGCCAUUAACAGAUAUUAGUCAGCUAGAAGAGUGCAGAUUUAUUCAAAUCUUUUUAUUAAUUUAAU